Messenger RNA from Harmonia axyridis, 469 nucleotides. Its product is annotated as histone H2A-like. The transcript has a single exon. Gene Ontology annotation, molecular function: structural constituent of chromatin; DNA binding; protein heterodimerization activity. NCBI's taxonomy places the organism in Eukaryota, Metazoa, Arthropoda, Insecta, Coleoptera, Coccinellidae. Gene Ontology annotation, cellular component: nucleosome. Bases 16 to 390 code for a protein of 124 amino acids. The record is from RefSeq and is a predicted model, not a curated record.
UAUAACUUAUUCAUCAUGUCUGGUCGUGGUAAAGGUGGAAAAGUUAAGGGAAAGGCAAAGUCCCGUUCUAACCGUGCUGGAUUACAGUUUCCAGUUGGUCGUAUCCAUCGUUUAUUACGUAAGGGAAAUUACGCAGAACGUGUUGGCGCCGGAGCACCCGUAUAUCUUGCUGCUGUCAUGGAAUAUCUGGCCGCUGAAGUUUUGGAAUUGGCCGGCAAUGCCGCACGUGACAAUAAGAAGACCAGAAUUAUUCCCCGUCAUCUCCAAUUGGCCAUCAGAAAUGACGAGGAAUUGAAUAAAUUGCUUUCUGGAGUAACAAUCGCUCAAGGUGGUGUUCUACCAAACAUCCAAGCCGUCCUCUUACCCAAGAAGACCGAGAAGAAGACGUAAAUUACGUUUCAAACAUAAACGAAAGGCCCUUCUCAGGGCCACCAUAUUCUUCUAUUGAAAAGAUUUUAUAUCAUCUUUG